AACGUUUAUUUUAAAUAACAGUGCCGUCUUCCGUAUUAAACAUUUACAUUUUGCACAUGCACAUACGUUUUAUAUAAAGCAAAUUAUAAAUGAAUGUUUUUGCUGCGCGUCUGCGCUGCCGAGUUUAUUAUGAUUCUACAGAUUUUGUAGCAAUUAAUUAAUAUUCAGUUUUUUCAAUUGCCUUUUAUGUCUGUUAUCAAGUCUAAAUUAGAUUUUGAGAAUAUUAGAUGGCGUUUCCGCAGCCUAAUGCUCAGAGAGAACUGACCAAUAGAAAGAUUCUGGAGGAACUCCAGUUGAAGAAGCAAAUGUUACUGAAGCAAGGGCCGGUGCCUCCGUUGACUGCUACUGCGAUCAGUUUAACACAACCUAGCCCGGUCAGCCAGUUGCCCAUGUGCUCAAUUCCACCUCUUACUGCAACUGCUACUCCUCAUUUGGAAACCAGAUACUGCCAGUCCUUCCAAGGUUUGACAGCAAGUGAAAUGGGGGCUGUGAUGAAGCUGAAGAUCUUACAGAGUCACCUCCAGGAUUUGACUGGAUUUACAAAGCCAAAAGUACAACUUGAACAAUAUGAAACCCCAGCACAUAUUGCAGCUGCAGCCCUAUAUACAAUCCAGACACAAUUUGAAGCCCUGGAAAACAGACUAGUUUUGGAUGCGGGCUGUGGUACAGGCACGCUUUCACUUGGCGCAGCAAUGCUUGGUGCAGGUGUAGUUACAGCAGUAGACAUUGACGAAGAUGCUUUAGAGAUCUUUCGAGAUAACGUUGACAUAAAGGAUCUGACAAAUAUUAAUGCUGUACAAUGUGAUUUUUUGAAUGCUGAUCUUUGGAGAUGGGAAAAAUAUUUUGACACUGUAUUGAUGAAUCCACCAUUUGGUACCAAGAACAAUGUUGGCAUUGACAUGAAAUUCCUUCAAAUGGGCAUUCGUCUCAGCUGUGACAGUGUUUACUCUUUACAUAAAUCGUCCACUAGAUCCCACAUACAAAAGAAGAUCAAAGAGUGGGGUGUAAAGGGCAGUGUAGUAGCAGAGUUACGUUACGACCUUCCAGCGACAUACAAGUUCCACCGGCAACAAUCUCGCGAUAUUGCAGUCGACCUCUGGCGGAUACACAAUUUGCAUUUAUAGUUACGCUAUGUUAUCUUACCUACGUUAUCUUUAUUUACAUCCUUUUAUUUUACAAAAUUUAACAGUUAUUUCCUUGAUGAAAUAAAUAUUUACCUUAGUUGGAAAUAGAGUAUAGAAGAGUAUACUGGCGUUACUUCAUAACGCCAGUCUUUGACAUUUAUAGAAAAGAAAAGACUGCUAAAAUAUGGCUAAAAUACAACACAAUGUUAAAGCAAUCAUCUCAUUGUCUAAAUUUGUAAACCUCGGAACCUCCAGUGAAUUUCGAGUAGACACAAAAACAGGAUUACUAGAAAUUAUUAUAUUACAAUCUAUGAUUAUACCUUUAUUUUAUAAUUUGAAAAAGGUCUACAAAUUAUAUUUUAAGCGUUAAUUGCCAGAUAUUGUUGAAGCUUGAAGGGUAAAAAAGACAUUUCGUCCAAAAACGGAGU
Molecule: messenger RNA, 1552 nt
Organism: Hyposmocoma kahamanoa
Lineage: Eukaryota; Metazoa; Arthropoda; Insecta; Lepidoptera; Cosmopterigidae
Gene: Mettl5
Product: methyltransferase-like protein 5
Exons: 6
Coding region: 228-1124 (298 amino acids)
Biological process (GO): rRNA methylation; DNA repair
Cellular component (GO): SOSS complex; nucleus
Molecular function (GO): nucleic acid binding; rRNA (adenine-N6-)-methyltransferase activity
Source: RefSeq, a predicted model, not a curated record